GAAAGGAUCAGUCCUCCAAUACAAGGUUGCCAAGACAUUGGGGUUCAAACACUGGAUUCAUGAGAUGAGGUUAAACUGCCAAUGCGAUUUGCCGGACUCGUGGAUUGAGGAAAACUUACCCUCCUUAACCCGACAGAAGCUGGUGAAGCCUCAUCGGUCAACCAAACCAUCUGAUGCUGCCGUAACUUCGCGCGACAUCAGAUUGACUACUGAUCCUUCUCUGCAAGUUGUCCGGAUGAACGCUGUUGAUGACUCAGUGCUGGAUUUAACCGAGCCUGUUCUUGGGACUUCAGAAGCUAGUGGGGAGACAACCUCAAAGACAGAAAAAGAACUGGAAACAAAAGUAAAGUCUACCACCAAGCCAAAGCCCAAGUUCAAAGAACCAAAAACCUUGGAGGAAUCCUACAGCAAAGAGUCAACAUCAGUUGUUAAGACAAGACCUGCAUCUGUUGUAAAGUUGCCAUCCUUGAAAACAACAUAUAUACAGUCAACAGAGAGGAAAAUAGGAGUUUCUUCAAAUAAGCGAUCCUUGACCAUAACUGUUGACAGUCCACGGACAAAGGCAACUUUACCCGAGACAACAGAAUAUUGUAUACUGUCAUCAUGUGGAUCCAUGGACAAGAGAGCGAGGAGACAUGCCCUAGCAAAGCACCUGCCAGCUGUGUUUAAGGACGCGACUGGUGUGGAGCAUUUGCCUGGUGCUGUCCAAGCACUAAGAUGGUUGGUUCAUAUGGCCUAUGGACAAGAAGCUUCAUUAUGGGAUGCUGUGCACAGGGUGAAUCAGUCGGGUUUAAUUCCGGAGUCUGCCAACCUAAAUCCCUUGCAUCAUAAAGUAUUUAUAGAGGCAUGCAAGCUGUUGCAGAUUUCAGAGCCCAGUCAUUUCACCUUGCGACCCAUCAACUCUCCUGCUGUGUUGCUGUUCUGGAGGUGCAUUAUGGUGAUUCUGAAUAGCUGUAGUCCUGAUCAACAGCAGCAGUUUUACCAUUUCCAGCCGUUAGAAGACCCCAGCAAGGAAGAUAAGAUGGUAGAGGAAGCGUCGGAUUCUGAACUGCCGUCAGACUUGGAGGAAUUUAUCCUGGUAGAUGAGGCUGAUUCGGACCAAGACGAAUCUACAGUACUGGCCAACACAUCAUUGCCUCAGGUAUUUGAUGCCCAUUUCCACCUAGACCGUUCACUUAGGGCAGUCUGGGGGAGGUCUGGAGGACGUACUGUAGAGGAGUUACUGCAAUACAGCUUCUCCAGUGAUGUUUCCUAUAAGCCAGCCAUCAAGGUAGACGUAGUUGGGGGAAUUAUUGUAUAUAGUGAGCCCAAGUCCUAUCCAGAGGUAAACUUCACCUUACAAGGUCCCUGGAAAGUGGCAAUUGGAGUUCAUCCUAAGCAUUAUGAUACCCUCACCGUAGAGAAAACGAUGAAGAUGCAACAACUCCUAGAACAUCCUAAAGUAGUGGCAUUGGGGGAAUGCGGCCUAGACAGAACCAUUGCUCCUUCCCAGUGGUGUAGACAAGAGGAAGUGUUUGUUAGGCUUCUGAAGUUAACAAAAGUCGAGCAGCCCCUUGUUCUCCACCUCAGAGGACCAAGAGGAGACACUUAUUCCUCAGAUGUUCAUGGUCGUUGCCUCAUGUUAAUGGAGGAUAUCUGUGACCCAGAACAGAAAAUCCAUGUACACUGCUUCAUGGGAAGAGCUGACGUGGUGAGGACUUGGCUGCGGAAAUUUCCAAACACGUACUUUGGAGUGACAGCUGCCGUCAGAGCCUUUGACCAUGAACAGCUGGAAGGGUUACAGGCUAUCCCUCAUAAUAAGUUGCUCCUGGAGACCGAUGCGCCCUACUUUCCUUUAGGAGGUGCCAUCGUGAGUACUCCAGCUUAUUUGGGAGAAGUAGCAGCUUAUUUAUCCGUCCAUUUGAACAUGCGCCCCCCAGAGCUGAUGAGAACAACCGUCAUGAAUGCACGGAAGCUCUACAGAUGUUAA
Saccostrea cuccullata (small rock oyster) is the source of this 1969-nucleotide messenger RNA. RefSeq lists its product as uncharacterized. The transcript has a single exon. Lineage: Eukaryota; Metazoa; Mollusca; Bivalvia; Ostreida; Ostreidae. Gene Ontology annotation, molecular function: hydrolase activity, acting on ester bonds. The record is from RefSeq and is a predicted model, not a curated record. Bases 65 to 1969 code for a protein of 634 amino acids.